AUGGAAUUCAACUUGAACUGGUCAUCAGUGCUGGUGGAAUUAUGUGAUAAGAAGCUGCAACAUGCCGAGAUACACGUUUAUCUCACCGUGCCAACUGUGAGUUUUUGUUCAUGCAUAGGUGAUGUUGACAUUAAGAAAACAUACUGGAUUACUUGCAAUGUUGACCCCGACAUACAACAAUUAUCUACCCAAGCAAUUUUUGUAGUGAGGCCUCGUGAUCUGAAUAGACUGCUUGCAAAUUUUCAGUCAUCCCUUCAGGAAAUUACUAUCAUUGCAACGGAACGCAACUCCGAUCCUUCUGAUGCUGCAAGUGAAUUUGAUGGGAAAGCUGUCGAGUUUAGAAGCUACGUUGAUCCUACCAAAGAGAACGACUCUUUGCUGCACACUCAGCUGUGGAUCGAUCCUGCGGAAGAGUUUGUGCAGUAUGCUCAUAAUGGCAACCCAGUAGACGUGACUUUUGCCGUCAAAGAGUUGAAGGCAUUUCUUGCAUUCUGUGAGGGAUGUGAAGUGGACAUUCAUUUGCGCUUUGAGAAGGCUGGCGAGUAAUUAAAUUCUGGAUGCUCUUUUGACUCUUACCUUUCUUUCCAUGCUUCACUUCAAUUUUGUAUAUGCAAGUAGUUCAGAUGCAACGAGUAGUUUUCACGCAAUCAGUGCAUAACUGCUUUUUAAUAGAUGCAUGAUUGCUAGUUGCUCAGAGAUUCAAUACAUGCUAAUGCAUGGCUUCACAAUCACACUCGUAAAGGCUGAUGACAAUUUUAGUUCUGACUAAAUGUCAAAAAACAAGAGACUACCGUUGAAAAUUUGGUGGAUAGUAUAUAGUGAACCUUCAAAUCAAGUUUGGAUAACAAUGGUUUAAGUUUAAGUUCGGAUGAUAAACGUAUUAAUUAUUAAGUUUG
Molecule: messenger RNA, 896 nt
Organism: Eucalyptus grandis
Lineage: Eukaryota; Viridiplantae; Streptophyta; Magnoliopsida; Myrtales; Myrtaceae
Exons: 4
Coding region: 1-546 (181 amino acids)
Biological process (GO): cellular response to ionizing radiation; DNA replication checkpoint signaling; mitotic intra-S DNA damage checkpoint signaling
Cellular component (GO): checkpoint clamp complex
Source: RefSeq, a predicted model, not a curated record